AUGGGAGUCGGUGCGGAUUUCGUCUCUUUCUUCGCAAAGGCUGCUUGGCAACUUCCUAGAGGGCCUGCAAUUGAACGAUACAAACCCCAAGCGUAUAUUAUUACAGCUAGACCCCAAGUAUCACGGUCUACAUCGUGGUCCCACGAGGUGGCCCCAGGUGGAAUCAGAUUCGCGCAUCCUGUCUGGGUCCAACUUUUACUUCUACUAGGAGGACUAUUUGCAAGCCUCGGCGAAAAAGCACCAAAUCGGCUGGAACACAACCCGACCGUCGCACAUCGCCGGGGUAGUCCCAGAUGCGGCAAUAAACCUGUUCUAACCCUUUUCAAUGUCAAAAGCAAGACCUUCAGCGCAUCUGAUGACUCCCUGUUCAUAUGGAUGGGGCAAGCUCUGACCUAA
Messenger RNA from Penicillium crustosum, 396 nucleotides. RefSeq lists its product as uncharacterized. Bases 1 to 396 code for a protein of 131 amino acids. The transcript is spliced from 3 exons. Lineage: Eukaryota; Fungi; Ascomycota; Eurotiomycetes; Eurotiales; Aspergillaceae. The record is from RefSeq and is a predicted model, not a curated record.